Messenger RNA from Acomys russatus (golden spiny mouse), 3645 nucleotides. RefSeq names its product centrosomal protein 131 (gene Cep131). The transcript is spliced from 25 exons. Lineage: Eukaryota; Metazoa; Chordata; Mammalia; Rodentia; Muridae. The coding region runs from base 167 to 3454 and encodes 1095 amino acids. Gene Ontology annotation, biological process: intraciliary transport involved in cilium assembly; cilium assembly; regulation of centrosome duplication. Gene Ontology annotation, cellular component: centriolar satellite. The record is from RefSeq and is a predicted model, not a curated record.
UGCUAGCCGCCGCCACUCGCCCCUGCGGACGGACGGCGCUUUAUUGUCACCCACGGCCGAGGCCGCGCCGGUCCCCGUGGGGCCCCGGGUGGCUCUGCAGCGGCUCCCGACAGGCAGAGCGCACGGGCCCUGCGCCGCAGGCCGGGCCCGCGCAGCCUGAUCCACCAUGAAAAGUUCACGGACCGCCAGUGCUGCUCCUGAAGGCGCCCCAGAGGGGGUGGACUUGAGUCUGAUUGGCCUCCCUCCUCCAGUGUCCCAGCGGCCCAGCAGUGCCUCGGCCACCAAGUCCAUUGUCCGCUCCAUGUCUGUGGCUGCAGCCAGUGAGCCAAGAAAAAAGGCUCUGGAGGCCCCGGGGCCUGGGGGAUCCCGGGCUAUCAACAACCUUCGAAGAUCUAACAGUACCACACAGGUCAACCAGUCAUGGACCACCUCCCCCAGGCCAGCAGAGCCCACCGACUUCCUGAUGCUCUUUGAGGGUGGCACCAAUGGGAGAAGGCGGGUGGCCAGUCUUAGCAAGGCAUCCAGUGAGAAGGGAGCCACGUGGAAUGUCCUGGAUGACCAGCCUAGGAGCUUUGCUUUGCCAUCCAGUGUCCAGAGUCCCAGCACCCUUGACUCUGCAUUGGGCCCACGAAGAAAGGAGUGUGCCCUGGCACCCAGCUUCACGGCUAACAACAGGAGCAACAAAGGAGCCGUGGGCAACUGUGUCACCACCAUGGUGCAUAACCACUAUGCCUCCUCGAAGAAGGUGUCACCCCCCAAGAGCUCCAACCAGACAGCCCCCUCCCUCAACAAUAUUGUCAAGGCAGCAGCUCGUGAGGGCAGUGAGGGCGGUGACUUCAGGAGGCCUCGGAAGAACUUCUCUAGUGGCAGUCACUCCACCCGGGGCAGCACAGGUCUGCUGAGGCGAAAGGAGGUGACUGAGGAGGAAGCUGAGAGGUUUAUCCACCAGGUAAACCAGGCUGCGGUCACCAUUCAGCGCUGGUACCGCUGCCAGGUACAGAGGCGCCGAGCAGGAGCAGCAAGCCUCGAGCACCUGCUGGCAUCCAAGCGAGAGGAGCAGAGGCAACGGUUGAGUAGUGGGAACCUUCUGGACCUGCACCGGCAGGAGGAGGCAGCAAGGAAGAAGGCCCGGGAGGAGAAGGCCCGCCAGGCCAGGCAGGUGGCCAUUCAGGAACUGCAGCAGAAACGGGCCCAGAAGGCAGGUGAGACUGAGCCCAGGCUGCCUAAGGACAGGCCAGAGGCCAGAGCACUGGAGCGGCCUCGACCAACCCAGGUGCAUGCACCCGCAGUGCACGUCAACACCACCCACCCCAAGGCCAACAACACUGGUGCCAGCAUACACCCCACAGGCCCUGGAGACCCCUGCCCUCCUGCCUCUGAAUCAUCCCCUGAGCCCCAGCCGUCUCCAGAGGACAGGCCACAGGACAGGCGUUCCCAGAAUGUAGCUAGAGAAGACUCUGAAGUGUUGGGCAUGACCAAGAGUAAGGCCAGGGCCAAAGCAACCCUGGAUGACCUGCUAGACACACUGAGGCUGCUGGAGGAGGAGCCUGAGCCACUGCCCCGCCCCAAGACCUAUCACAAGGACAGAUACGCCUGGACUGAUGAGGAAGAUGAUGCAAAGUCCCUGACAGCUGACAACCUGGAGAAACUCGGGAAGCUCAGCGCACACCCCGGCCCACCUGAGGACGGCACUCUGCUCUCAGAGGCCAAGCUGCAGAGCAUCAUGAGCUUUUUGGAUGAGAUGGAGAAGUCAGGACAGGAGCGGCCGGCGCCCCGGCGGGAGAGCCUGGUGCUGGAGGCGGGCCCAAGGGCCCCGGAACCAGGGCCCGACGGGGGUGCGUCCAUGAUGCGGCUGCAGCUGGAGGUGGAGGAGAAGAAGCAGGCCAUGGCUCUGCUGCAGAGAGCCCUGACGCAACAGCGUGACCUCACCAUCCGGCGUGUCAAGGAGACUGAGAAGGAGCUGAGCCGGCAGCUGCGGCAGCAGCAGGACCACUAUGAGGCCACCAUCCAGCGGCACUUGUCCUUCAUUGACCAGCUGAUCGAAGACAAGAAAGUUCUGAGUGAGAAGUGCGAGGCAGUGGUGACCGAGCUGAAGCAAGGAGACCAGCGGUGUCGGGAGCGUGUGGCCCAAAUGCAGGAGCAACAUGAACUGGAGAUUAAGAAACUCAAAGAGCUCAUGAGUGCCACUGAGAAAAUCCGCCGCGAGAAGUGGAUCAAUGAGAAAACAAAAAAGAUCAAGGAAAUCACAGUCAGAGGUCUGGAGCCCGAGAUCCAGAAGCUAAUCGCCAAGCACAAGCAGGAGGUGAGGAGGCUCCGGGCCCUGCACGAGGCCGAGCUGCAGCAGCGGGACGAGCAGGCUGCACAGCGCCACCUGCGCCAGGCAGAAGAGCUGCGGGAACACCUGGAGCGCGAGAAGGAGGCGCUGGGCCAGCAAGAGCGCCAGCGCGCCCAGCAGAGGCUUGAGCAGCACCUGGAGCAGGAACAGCAGGCCUUGGAGCAGCAGCGGCGGCGGCUCUACAAUGAGGUGGCUGAGGAGAAGGAGCGACUGAGCCAGCAGACAGCCAGGCAGCGGGCAGAGCUGGAGGAGCUGAGGCAGCAGCUGGAGGGGAGCACCGCAGCGCUGACUCGAGCCCUGAGAGCUGAGUUUGAGAGGAGCCACGAGGAGCAGGAGCGGAGGCACCAGACGGAGCUGAAGGCCCUGAAGGACCAGCUGGAAGCUGAGAGACAGGCGUGGGUGGCCAGCUGUGCCAAGAAGGAGGAAGCAUGGUUGCUGACCAGGGAACGUGAGCUGAAGGAGGAGAUCCGAAAAGGCCGCGACCAGGAGAUCGAGUUGGUCAUCCACCGGCUGGAGGCUGAUAUGGCGCUGGCCAAGGAGGAGAGCGAUAGGGCAGCCGAGAGCCGUGUGAAGCGUGUGCGGGAAAAGUAUGAAACGGAGCUCUCGGAGCUGGAGCAGUCGGAGCGGAAACUUCAGGAGCGGUGCACUGAGCUGAAGGGACGCCUGGGGGAAGCCGAAGGGGAGAAAGAGCGCCUGCAGUCCCUCCUGCGGCAGAAGGAGAAGGAGCUGGAGGACCUGCGGGAGGUAAACACACGGCUGUGCGGAGAGCGGGCCAACCUGGCCCAGGUGGUCCGACAGGAGUUUGCAGACCAGCUGGCAGCCGCCCAGGAGGAGAACCAGAGGGUGAAAGCAGAGCUCGCCCAGCUGCAGGCCCGCCAGCAGAUGGAGCUGGAUGAGGUGCAUCAGAGGGUGAAGACUGCUUUAGCGAAGAAGGAGGAGGCCGUGAACAGUCUCCGGAAACAGCACGAGGUGGGUCCCUCUGUGGGCCUGCGGUGGUCUUGCCUAGGGGAGGGGCAUCGCGGGCCUGACGGAAAUGUGUUGCAGGCUGCAGUGAAGCGGGCAGACCACCUAGAGGAGCUGCUGGAGCAACACAGACGGCCGGCUCUGAGUGCCAAGUGAUGUCAUCGUUGGGAUGAGGAACAAGGCGGAGGCAGACGCUCAGCCCUGUAGCCGGUGUCCAGGUCACGUCAAGACCCAGGCUAAGGGUAGGACAACAGCUGGUGUGUGAGGCGCCCUCGAGGAGCCCGGUGCUCAGGACAUUGCUGUCGGCAGGCCUGAAGCUGGUCAUAGUAAAAUCAUAUGGGUUUGUG